GCCGCGGUCUCCCGGCAACAGCGGGGACGCGCAGCGCCAUGGACGUGCAGUCGCUGCCCGCGGCCCUGGCGCUGGUGGCCGGCGGCGGCGCGGGGCUCAGCCCGGAGCAGCGGGCGGCUCUGGGCGCCUCGCUGCCGCUGCUGCAGCGCGACUACCGCUUCGAGCGGGUCUGGUUCUGGGGCUGCAUCCAGGGCGUGCGCGGCGCCUACUACAUCGCCGAGGGGCUGGGCCCCGACCGCGCCGCGCCCCGCAGCCGCCUGUACAGCUUGAACUGCUUGGACUGGAGCCUGCUGACGCCAGCCACCAAGGAGAUGCUCGCACUGGCUGAGCAGGUGAAGGGCCGCUUUCAGGGGGAUCCUUCCUUUGAGUACAGCUUGGCUGAGAUAAACGCAGAAGCUGCUGCAAGGCUGAUGGAAAGUGGUAAGGAGCCUGUGAUGAAGGAGGAGGCCCGCCUCAUAGCCACGAUUGAACUGAUAGACAGAGCAGUUGGUAUCGUCCCCCGGGGGGCAUUUGUGAAGACUCCUCUUGGGGCUGUGCAUGAAAAUAGACACUUUGAAGGUCUGUCUUUGGCAGAGGCAAAAAAGUUAAGUUCCUAUUUCCAUCUCACUGAGCCUGUUAACCUGAAGAAUAAAACCCUGCUGGAAAAGGCUGACCUGGACCCAUCCACCGACUUUCUAGAUUCUCUGGAGCAUGACAUCCCACGAGGCUCCUGGAGUAUCCAGCUGGAGAAGGGAGGCACUGUGGUGGUGCUGCGGAGCCUGCUGUGGCUGGGACUGACAUUCUAUCAUGUCCCAAUGACCAAGCAAUUUGGCUACGUCUACUUUGGCACUGGUGAGAAGAAUCUUGAUCUGCCCUUCAUGCUGUGACUCUUCUGUCUGUUCUUUUCAAGAACUAGAAAAGAUCUAGAUUUUAUACGUAGGAAAUUUUGUUUACUGCUUGUUCUAAUAAAAAUGUGAAACCUCUGCACUUUGAGCAGGAUUCUUUAGUGCCUGGAUGCUGGCCCUGAUUCCUUCUCCUAGGACUUCACUGUAUGCAAUCCUCCCCCAACUCCAGAUUGAAUUCAGCGAAUCACAGAAUAUUCUGAGUUGGAAGGGACCCACAAGGCUCAUUGAGUCCAGCUCUUAAGUGAAUUGGGACUGAACACAACCUUGGCAUUAUUAGCACCAAGUUCUCCCUGUAAUGUGUCACUGUGGAUCCUUUAGAUAGUAAUAAAAGGCAUUUUCUUCCCUGACAGGCAAGCUCUAGGUCAGAAAUGAAACCUAGGCCAUCUGUCUGAUUACAAAAGCACCUUGCUUACACAAGAACUUGGAAAUAUGAAUGAAUACCUGCUGUCACCUAUGAAUGACAAAAGCAGAGGGAGUCAGAAUAAAAAACUGUUGUAUACUGUAAGAGAUCUGUACUAAACCCUGAACUCUAGAAAGGCAUAUUGAAGAGAGUAUUUUGCUUUUCAGAUAUUAAGAUUUCACCAAUAUUAGAGGGGUUGCACCAGCUCAUGUCAUUAAACUGUAAGAAAAAAAUAGCUGUGGGCAUCACCUGGUCUUGGAAACCGUGCUUAUUUAGGUUCAUCUCAAGACAAUGGUUUAAUCCAGUGACUUUUCCAUUAGCAAAGCUCACUGAGCAGGACUAUCUGGGCUAGAACACAGAGUAACUUCUGUAUGUAUAAGAAUAAAGAAAAAUAGUUUCCUUUCUGAAGGGCUGUAGCUUUCAAAGCUUUAUAAAACAGUCAGCCAGAGAUUUUAUCUCAGUAUGGUAAUGAAGACUUGGCUCUGUCUCUCAAAGCAAAAGGUCUUGGCCAGCUCGAGGGGCUGAAUCUAGGGCUUUCAUUUCACAAUAUAAGGCUAAAAAGAACCAUUUAAAUCUAAUUUGAUUUCCUGGAUAAUACAGGUUUAUCCUUACCCUUUGUUCCUGUCCAUGCUGAUGAUAUUAGCAGAUGAUUCUGAUAUAAGCAAUACAAGGUUAAGUGGCAUGGUAUUACAUAAAAAUUCCUUAUUGAUUUGCAGCCCCCAGAUUAAUACCAAAGAAAUGAAGCCAAAACAAUAAUGACCAUGAUAAAUUUAAUGAGCCUUUCAUACCAGGCCCAUAAUUAGCAAUGGUCAGUAGGUGGAAGAUCUGUAUGUGUACUACACAGGGAGAAAAAUGGUGGGACCUUUUAGUUACAAGAUAGAUAAUCAGUUCCAAUCUAUCCCAGGAAGCAACCAUAUCACUGACAUGGAAGAUUUACGAAAAAUUUAUUUGCUGGGGUAAAAAAAACAGGUGGUCAUCAAGGAUGUCUACACUGUAUUUGCCAGAUUCAGGAGUGAAUCAUAAGCCAGGAAUUCUUAAGGGGACGUGUAAGACACACACUUGUUUGCCACUGCCACAGGUAUUCUGUUGAAAAUUAUGGAUAGUACAGA
Messenger RNA from Oenanthe melanoleuca, 2393 nucleotides. RefSeq names its product radial spoke head component 9 (gene RSPH9). Gene Ontology annotation, cellular component: radial spoke; axoneme. Gene Ontology annotation, biological process: axoneme assembly; motile cilium assembly; cilium movement involved in cell motility. Lineage: Eukaryota; Metazoa; Chordata; Aves; Passeriformes; Muscicapidae. The record is from RefSeq and is a predicted model, not a curated record. The transcript has 5 exons. The coding region runs from base 39 to 866 and encodes 275 amino acids.